AUGGCGAGGGGCCCGGUCCUCUCUCUGCGCGCCCUCCCCAUCUGCCUCGCCCUGGUCCAGCUGCUCAGCCCCUGCUCAGCAGCUCAGUUUACUGUGGUUGGACCCCCUGAGCCCAUCCUGGCCUUGGUGGGUGAGGACGCCGAGCUGCCCUGUAAGCUGUCCGCGAAGAUUAAAGCGGAGACCAUGGAGCUGAGGUGGGUGCGACCCAGCCUCAGGCAGGUGGUGCUCACGUACGCACGUGGGCAGGAAGACACGCCAGCCGCAGAGUAUCGAGAAAGGACUUCGAUGCUGAGAGAGAACAUCACCGCGGGGAAGGCUGUUCUCCGGAUUCGCGACGUCAGAGCCUCUGACAGCGGAACCUACCUGUGUUAUUUCCAAGAUGGAGAUUUCUUUGAAAAUGCCCAGGUGGAGCUGCACGUGGCAGGCCCGUUCUUCCAGGAUGCGCAGCCCUGUGUGGUGGCCUUCCAGGGGACGCUGCUGGCUCUGCUGGGGCUCCUGAUGCUGGCCGGGUACUUGCUGAGGAAGAUCCAGGCCCUGUCCUACGACAAAGACAGGGAGCGAGCAGAGAAAGAAGCAGCUCUGGCGGAGAAAGCAGCAGCUCAGAAGGAGAAAGAAGAAGCUGUGGCCGAGAAAAAAGCAGCGCAGGCUGAGAAAGAAGCAGCUCUGGUGAAGGAGCAGCGGGAGCGAAGCGCCAAAGAGAGGCUGCAGGAUGAACUCCGGUGGACAAAGACCCGGUACCGACCACGUGGGAAGCUGUCUAAGGCCUACGCAGAGUGGAAGAUGGCCCUCUUCCAGCCUGCGGACGUGUUUCUGGAUCCGGACACCGCGCACCCCGCCCUCUGUGUGUCUGAGGACAAGAGGAGCCUGCAGCGGGCACUCAAAGAGCAGAACCUGCCGUACACCCCUGGGAGAUUUUACUGGAAUGAGUGUGUGCUGGGCUCUGAGAGCUUCACGUCGGGGAGGCAUUUCUGGGAGGUGAACGUGGGGGACAGGGAACAGUGGCAUGUUGGGCUGUGCAGGGACAACGUGGAGAGGAAAUGUUGGGUUCAAAUGACACCUGAGAAUGGAUUCUGGGUUAUAGGGCUGUAUUUUGGGAAAGACUUUGGGGCUCUCACAGACUCCGAAACGAAACUAAGUGAUGUCAAACUCCCUACAAGAGUGGGCGUUUUCCUGGACUAUGAGGUGGGGGAGGUGUCAUUCUACAACGCCCUCGAAGGGUCACACAUCUUCACCUUCCCGCACACCCCCUUCUCUGGGCCUCUGAGGCCUGUUUUCAAGAUUUUGUCAUUUGAGGACAGUCCUUUGACCCUUUGCGCAGCACAGAAAGCCGUGGGGACAACCGUUGUGCCUGACCCGGCACCUGAGCCUCCCCCGGAGACCCCAACGGCCCCACCAGCUGAUGGGAAUGGGGACCCUCAGGCUGAAGUAAUGUCUUUGCCUCUCGCUUCUCACCCUGGAGCUGAGGGCCCGCUGAACAGCAAAACGUCACAGCAAGAAAAUGCUUCCUAAAAACAAACUACAUUAAGAACUCCAUUAAUAUUCACUCAAUUUUUGCACAUGAUGAGAAGGAGAUGGGC
Molecule: messenger RNA, 1577 nt
Organism: Pteronotus mesoamericanus
Lineage: Eukaryota; Metazoa; Chordata; Mammalia; Chiroptera; Mormoopidae
Product: butyrophilin subfamily 3 member A3-like
Biological process (GO): T cell receptor signaling pathway; regulation of cytokine production
Cellular component (GO): external side of plasma membrane
Molecular function (GO): signaling receptor binding
Source: RefSeq, a predicted model, not a curated record